AUGCGUUUUGGGGCUCAUUGCGAUUGCGCUCUGGCUAUCUUGAAUUUGUCCCGCGGAUGCAUAUGAGAGGGGGGAAGCUCUCCUGUUUGCAAGCGCUGCAAAAGUGAGCAUGACUCGAGGCGAUGCGCACCGCCGACAGUCCUCACAAGCGGACGUGGUGAGCGAAACACAUUGUUGAGGACAAGGAGACGAAAGUGCAAGCUGCAAACCCUCAGCACAAGUCAGUAUUUCCAGUAUUUUUGGAGCACACGCCUCCAGAAAGCUAAUCGGAGGAGGUCGCGUGCGGGGUACGCCGUCUGCUCGCUAUCUGCCCGGCUUCAGACGCUGCCGUGCGCUCCGGUGAUGGACCAGCUCUGGUGAUCAGGAGAAGAAGACGAGCCUCCCUGGACGUCAACAAGUCCACCGUGCUUUGAGAAAAUGGGCUGUUUUUACAUUGAGGAGAGGAGGGCAUUGUAACACCAUGGCAGGGGUACACGCUUCAGAUGUUGUGUCGGGACAUUUUCUGGAUCCUAACAUCGGCUCCCCGCCUGCCCAGGGCGCGACCAAUACAGCGGGAAUCACCGGCGAAGCGGCUGCGUUGACUCUCACCGGUACCCGGGCGUACUUGGAGGUGUCGGCCGCUGCCCACGGCUACGGGGCCGAAGGAGUUUACACCAAUGGACGGUACAGGGAGCACAGCAGUCCAAGGAUCGGGAGUGGCAGCCGUGAUCAUUCCGCAGAGAGAAGUCAGGGAGCUGGGAACAUACCUUGCGGCAUCAUGAAGGAUUGUUCCAAACAGAGGCAGGUGAGGAAGAAAACGGUAUCCUUCAGCUCAAUGCCAAGUGACCGCAAGAUCAACAGCACAGCUGCAUGCAUGGCCUUCAUGAUGGAGGGUUGUGAGAUGAAAAAGGUGCGCUCCAACUCGCGCAUGUACAACCGUUAUUUCCUGCUGGAUCCAGACAUGCACUGGCUCCGUUGGGAGCCAUCUAAGAAAGAUUCAGAGAAGGCAAAACUCGAGAUCAAGGGCAUUAAGGAGGUCCGUUUGGGAAAGAAAACUCCAGUUCUGCGCAGCAAUGGUCUCUCAGAUCAGUUCCCUGAUGAAUGCGCCUUUUCAAUCAUCUAUGGGGAUAACUAUGAGUCCUUAGAUUUGGUAGCCAGUACAGCCGAUGUUGUCAGCACCUGGGUAAUGGGCUUAAGGUAUCUGGUGUCUUAUGGACGACACACCGUGGACAUGGUAGAACCAAGCCAACCCAGUCUACGAACGUCUUGGAUUGGCUCAGUGUUUGAUCUAGCAGAUAUGGAAAAGGAAGGACACAUAGACCUGUUCAGGGCCACCCAGAUAAUCAAGGGACUCAACCCUGGAAUGAAAGAGUCUAGGAUAGAGCUGAAGUUCAAGGAACUCCAGAAAGCAAAAGACCAAUACGGAGAAGCAAUUAACAUGGACACCUUUGUGGAGGCCUACUGUGAGCUCUGCACACGACCAGAGAUCUUCUUCCUACUGGUACAGUUCUCCAGUAACAAGGAAUAUCUGGACAGUAAAGAUCUGAUGCUAUUUGUGGAUGUGGAGCAGGGUGUGGAAGCUGUAACGGAGGACAUGUGCAGGGAUAUUGUUCAGAAAUUUGAGCCAUCCGCCGAAGGUAGGGAGAGGGCCUACCUCUCCAUUGAUGGUUUUACCCACUACCUCCUCUCCUCUGAAUGCCACAUCUUUGACCCCCAACACAAACGUGUGUGCCAGGAUAUGAACCAGCCUCUGUCCCACUACUACAUCAACUCGUCACACAAUGCCUCACUUCUGGAAGACCAUUUCUGGGGUUCAGCAGAUAUCAGCAGCUACAUCCGAGCUCUAAGAAUGGGCUGUCGGAGCAUUGAGGUCAUUGUAUGGGAUGGCCCUGAUAAUGAACCAGUGGUGUAUGUGGGUAGUUCUGUAGCCUCACAUCUAGCUUUCUCUAAAGUCCUGGACAUCAUAAACCAAUAUGCUUUUGAGAGCUCUGAGUAUCCCCUGAUUCUCUGCUUAGUAACCCACUGCUGCAUCCCCCAACAGAGGGUCAUGGCACAGCAUAUGAAGAAGAUUAUUGGGGACAGGCUGUAUGUUGAACCCCCAAACAAGGAGGACAACUACCUCCCAUCCCCUGAGAAACUAAAAGGUAAAAUCCUCAUCAAGGGUAAGAGACUACCGCCCAACUGCACUGACGUUGAGGGUGAUGUGACUGAUGAGGAGGAGGGUCUGGAAAUGUCUCGAAGAGUGGGAGCUAAUGAGAAGGACCAGCUAAAUGGCUUGGGUUACAAGAGACUUAGACUGUGCAGGGAGCUCUCUGAUGUAGUAUCUCUCUGUAAGUCAGUCCAGUUUCGAGACUUUGAGAUCUCUAAGAAAGACCAAAAGUACUGGGAUAUUUGCUCCUUCAAUGAGGUAGAUGCAAACCGAUUUGCCAAUGAGUUUCCAGAGGAAUUUGUCUGUUAUAACAAGCGCUUUCUCUCCAGGGUAUAUCCCACACCUAUGAGAAUUGAUGCCAGCAACAUGAACCCCCAGGACUUUUGGAAGUGUGGCUGCCAGAUUGUGGCCAUGAACUACCAAACGCCAGGCCUGAUGAUGGACCUCAACCUAGGCUGGUUCAGGCAGAAUGGUAACUCUGGGUAUGUUUUGCGGCCAGCCAUCAUGAGGGAGGAGGUGUCUUACUUCAGUGCCAAUGCUCGGGACUCACUGCCAGGGGUGUCUGCUCAGCUUCUUCACAUCAAGGUCAUCAGUGGGCAGAAUCUGCCCAAGCCUCGCGGCUCUGCAGCUAAGGGUGACGUUGUGGAGCCCUACAUAUAUGUGGAGAUUCACGGCAUCCCGGCUGACUGUGCUGAGCAAAGAACCAAGACUGUUUCCCAGAAUGGUGACAACCCUAUUUUUGAUGAGAGUUUUGAAUUCCAGAUUAAUUUACCAGAACUUGCAGUGCUGCGCUUUGUCGUGCUGGAUGACGACUACAUUGGAGACGAGUUCAUUGGCCAAUACACCAUCCCAUUUGAGUGCCUACAGCCAGGCUAUAGACAUGUCCCCCUACAAUCUCUGACAGGAGAGUUCCUACCCAACACCACCCUGUUUGUCCAUGUAGCCAUCACCAAUAGGCGGGGUGGAGGAAAGGCUCAUAAGAGGGGUUUGUCUGUCAGGAAGGGUAGGAAGGCCCGGGAGUACACCAUCACCAAGACUACAGGGAUCAAAGUACUGGACGAGCUCUUCAGAGCUUCCACCCAGCCCCUCAGAGAGGCCACAGACCUCAGAGAAAAUGUGCAGAAUGCCAUGGUGUCCUUCAAGGAGCUCUGUGGCCUGACCCCGGCGGCGAACAUGAAGCAGUGUAUCCUGACGGUGUCUACCUGGCUGAUGAACAGCGAGAGGUCACUGAGGGUCACGGUGGACCUGAGCGAGACUUACCCAACCAUGGAGGCUCAGGGUCCUGUGCCUGAGCUGCUGCGCAAAGUGCUCAACGCCUACGACAUGAUGAUCCAAACCAGCAGAACACUGAUCGAGUCGGCUGACGUCGUCUAUUGCAAGCUCACACAAGCACAGCGGGCAGGUCUGGACUUCCAUGAGGACUUGCAUCGCAUUGGAGUAAAGGAGGGUCUGAAAGGCCGCAAACUCCAGAAGGCCAUGGAGAGCUACGCUUGGAACAUCACUGUCCUCAAGGGCCAGGCCGACCUGCUGAAGCACGCUAAGAGCGAGGCGCUGGACACUCUGCGUCAGAUUCACUGUGCAGCUCAGUCCUGUGGUCUCAGUAAGAACGGAGCAGCUUCCCCACAGCUCCAGCACCACCCUCACCACCAGCCACAGCAGGUGCAGAUACAGCAACAGCCUCAGGCCAAGACCCACCCACAGCCUCCACCUCUGCACCAGUCCCAAACUCAGCCCCAAUCCCAGACAGUACCUCAGGCUUAUCUCCAUCCUCUUCCCCAGCAACACCCCCAGCAACAUCCCCAGCAACAUCCCCAGCAGCAUGCCCAGCAACAUCCCCAGCAACAUCCCCAGCAACAUCCCCAGCUACCAGCUCUCCCUCUGGUUCAAACUCUUUCAAAACCCCCAGCCUAUACUCAACCCCCACCGCUAACACAGCUCCAGUUUCAGUUUCAGAGCCAGCAGCAGAGGGCAGCAGGACCUCCGGACGCCGUCCCUGACAAAGAGAAGGUCCGUGACGAUCCUGCAGGAUCCUGCUGACCCGCAGCCUGUGCCCACAGAGAAUCCUACCCAAAGAGAGACAGAGAGAGCGAGAUGGAGAUGGUGAAGCAGAAGAGUGUAGAAGAAAAGAAGGAGGCCAGUAACGAAAGGGAGAUGGAGGAAGUGGCUGAGAGAAUGAAAGAGAUGAUGAUGGGGCGGAAGGCUUGUCGUGUUAGAAGCGAGACACAAGUGUGAGAGCAGGUUUGAGUUGGCCAGAGGGCUGAAGGAGAAAAAGAAAGACAGACCUCACAAACACACAUUUCUAAACAGGGCAAAUUUACUUCUCUGAAAAUAAUCUUCCAUCUGAACCAGGAAGUUCAAGACCUUCUGUCUUCUCUCGUGAAAAGCCAAAAGUAUGAAAUCCCUGAGAGGCAAGUGGGGAAACAAAAAUUUUGCCAGGAUAAUCUUUCUAACUCCUUUAAAAAAAAAAAAAAAUCACCUGUGAAAGUUUCAUUUCUUUUGCUGUCAGGGUCAUUUUUCUUUUUUUCACAAGGUACAAAUAUUGUGUGUUAGUAAAUUGUUGUUGUCUUAAUUUUAGCUAGAAAUGUAUUUUUAUAAUAUCAAUAUAUAUACCUUGUGUUUAGAGUGCACGGAGAAAUAAAAAAAUGCUUUUAGUCCUAUUUAAAACAUAGGGUCGUGGUGCACUUCUGCCUCUAGUGGUCAAAUGAGUAUUACAACAACAAACACUCCAGAAGAGAUCCUGACGAAAGAAAAAUGUUUUGACCUGCAAAGACUUUUUUUCCACCUGUUUUCACAAAAGGAAAAAUAUUCCUGACAAAAAACUAAAAUUCACACCUGGCAGCUUCACACAGGUGAAACUUACAAAGAUAAUCCUGGCAAAACUUUAUUGUUCACCUCGGAGCACCAGAUUUGUUUUUCUCACGUGCAUCUCAGGGCUUCCAUACGAAAGGGUAACAGCUGGUAACAAACGUGUUGUGUGUGUGUUUCUGCAUAGGAAUGUGUUUGGAAGUUGGAUCACUUAGAUGUCCCUGUCUCUCUCUGGGCAUGGCUAGUUACAUGCCCCUCCAUUAUGUACUCUAGCUCUGUGGGUACAGGCUUUACCUCACGUUGGCAUUUUCUGCCACAAAUUUGCCUUUUCAUUUCCAGAGACUCCUCGUGUCUUUGAAGCUUUUAUUUUUUUAUGCUCACACUCUUCCUCUUCCAUCUUAGACGUAAAAGCGAAGUGUAAACCCUCACUCCUUUCGAUGAAGAGGAAGCCAUCUUCAUUUUAAGUGCACAAUGUAGAUCAGUUUGAGUAGGCUGAGCUCUGUGGGCGUCACAGAUGUCCAUUUCAGCACAAACCAGGAAGCUGUAGAGCCAAACUGGAAAUUCAAACUGCAGCUGUUGAUGUGUUCAGUCACAAUGAUGCUCUUCUCGCGUCCCUCGCUGUUGUCGACCUCCAUCGAGUCCCACACAUCUCCAGUGUCAUUCCAUGGGAUUUCAGUUAUUCAGCGUUCCUGGACUCUCCCCCACAGGGUCUCCUUGUCUCCUCCCCAGGGGCUGUGUGUGUGACGUUACGUGAGUCGGUGUUUUGGUCCCCAGGGUGGAGCUCGCCCGUGUGCGUAAGUGGCAGAGCUCACCAGCCAAUUGCUACUGGAAUAUUUUUGACCGUGCCUGUUAGAGGUCAAAGGUCAACAUGAACAUGUUACUGCUGUCAAUAAAAACACAAAAUAAAGUGAAUAUAGAUGUAAAACUGUAUGUAAAAUGUACGAAGGGAACAUAUAUUGCUAUAUUAAUUCUUGCAGACGAAGACAUUAAUGAUUGAUAUUAUAAUAAUUGUUGUUAGUUCUAUUGAUAUUCUGAUUCUUUUCUUUUUUUUUUUAAACAUUACUUCCACAUAUACAGUGAUUUGACACCUGUUGUUCUGUGGUGCAGAUCAGGACAACCAGUGCAUGUGGGACUGGAACAAAGGAUUACUGGUCAGCGCCACAACACCAGGGUCAAACAAUAACCUGACGUGUGUUUCACUGCAAAGUGAGUGUGGAUUCUGUGAGAGCUCCUUUAAGUGGCCCAUUAAAACUGGCUUCAUUGUUUA
Cottoperca gobio is the source of this 6200-nucleotide messenger RNA. RefSeq names its product inactive phospholipase C-like protein 2. Gene Ontology annotation, molecular function: phosphatidylinositol-4,5-bisphosphate phospholipase C activity. Lineage: Eukaryota; Metazoa; Chordata; Actinopteri; Perciformes; Bovichtidae. The transcript has 6 exons. The coding region runs from base 461 to 4165 and encodes 1234 amino acids. Gene Ontology annotation, biological process: regulation of synaptic transmission, GABAergic; phosphatidylinositol-mediated signaling; gamma-aminobutyric acid signaling pathway. The record is from RefSeq and is a predicted model, not a curated record.